CCCUCAGAUCACAGACAACCUCGCAUCAACGCCUCAAAGCACACGAAACAUCGUAUCUAUUCCAUCUUCAUCCAUCCCUGCCAUCUUGAGUUUGCUAUCUUCCUUGAUACCUUCUCAUCUCAGACGUUCAACAUCUUCGCAUCAUUCUCCCCAACCGUUAGAUAGACCCUUUUGCAAUGGCUACUACUAUCCCUGUCCCCAUGAAUGGGUGCGAACACGCCUACGCUAGCCAGACUCUGACGACCUCCGGGCUCGAUACAUGUAUCGGCGUUGUCGCGUAUGGGCUCCCGGCAGCCCCAGGAGGCAUCAACAAGGUCAUGGCACACUGUGCGACUGGCCGUGCCGCUGCGGUCAUUGGUGGCAGCUUUCUCACAAAGGUGCGGAACUCGCGUAUGCAGGUCGUGGGCAUCUGCAUGAGCGUCCCGAGCGUGGACCGCAAUGACAACGGUCCCGGGAGAAUCGACGACAACGUCAUCAGACAAAGCCUUGCCACAUCGAGGAACAUUCACCCAAGUCAAGUCACGCAGCAGAUGAUCAACACAUUCAGGACUGGGCUCCGCAAUGCCUUGGCACAAGCCGAGCAGGACGCCAGGACUUACUGCAUGCAACUCGGCGUCUCAAUCCAGACUUUCCGUCGGAACAACGCUCACGUCCGUGACCCACCCCCGUACGGCACGAUGGUGGCCACCAGGAGCCCACGCGGCGAAGUCCGCGCCGAUACCAGCAAGAUGGCUGACAUCCCGGAUCCCGUGGCGCAGCCUGCCGCUCCCGCCGCCGGCAGGGGCGCCUCGUCGUCUGGACCUGGGCGAGGCGGCUACUCUGCCUCGUCUUCCAGGCCCAGCGGCGCCAGCAGCGGUGCUAUGACGUCCGGCAGCGCUGGCAAGAACCUUCGUGGUGCUACUAGGAAGCCGUGAAUGUUACCUAGGGAGUAUGUUACGAAGCAAGAGGGGGGGGGAGAUGGGGAGAGGAAGUGAGGUUGCUUAGGUACCGUACACGGCGCUGGACUCGCUGUGGGGAGAGGGGAUGAAGACUACAAGCUCCUGCCGGUCAGGGGUCGGCUUUGGUCGAGGUGUUAGGCGUUUGGCGUUUGGCGUUGGAUGCUAGUAUCGAUGCACUAGCGGGUUCUAGAGCAUCUGUCGUUGCCUUUUAGCUUUGAUUAGGUCAGGUACCUAUUCAAAUCGCAGUUCUACCCACUGCAUGUUCAAACGAAAAGAA
Chaetomium strumarium is the source of this 1215-nucleotide messenger RNA. RefSeq lists its product as uncharacterized. The transcript has a single exon. Bases 177 to 914 code for a protein of 245 amino acids. The record is from RefSeq and is a predicted model, not a curated record. Lineage: Eukaryota; Fungi; Ascomycota; Sordariomycetes; Sordariales; Chaetomiaceae.